Ostrinia nubilalis (European corn borer) is the source of this 1882-nucleotide messenger RNA. It is a transcript of the gene key, whose product is annotated as optineurin-like. Gene Ontology annotation, biological process: regulation of canonical NF-kappaB signal transduction. The record is from RefSeq and is a predicted model, not a curated record. The transcript is spliced from 13 exons. NCBI's taxonomy places the organism in Eukaryota, Metazoa, Arthropoda, Insecta, Lepidoptera, Crambidae. The coding region runs from base 116 to 1882 and encodes 588 amino acids. Gene Ontology annotation, cellular component: cytoplasm; nucleus. Gene Ontology annotation, molecular function: K63-linked polyubiquitin modification-dependent protein binding.
UGUGGGCUAGUUUGUGACAAAGCUAUUAAAUAAUAGACAGUGUGAUAUUUUUAUUCAUACAGUGUACUUCUUAUUGUCUUUCCUUUUGUCACUUUUUUUUGGUUGAUGUACAAACAUGGCUACCAAUGUGGAUAACAACGAUGAUGACUCCUUCAUCAUCCUCGGGACGUCUGCGGCCUCAAGUCUGGACGUGAAGUGUGGGCCAGUCAACGGAGAUGUGCAGAUGGACAAGUCGCACUUGGAGGAUGCCUUGAAAGAUCUCUCUGACGAAGCCAACAUGGCAUACAAGGCACAUUUCCAGCUGGGUGAUUGUCCUUCACCAGCCAGUAUGAUGGCAGCAAGCACAAUCGUGACCGACGACUCAAGCACGGAAGAACUUCAGAAACGUUUCGGCGAACUGCUCGACGAAAACGUGAUCUUGAAGGAGACUUUGAAGCAAAACAACGAUUCGAUGAAGGAACAGUUCCUGCUUAUAGCUUCGUGUCAGGAAGACAUGUUGAGGACACAAGAACUGCAUAAGGAGAAGUUUGAAGAGACCAAGGAAUUGGUUGAGAGGCUCCGCUUAGAGAACAAGAAGCUCAAAGCGGACCUUCUCCGCAAGGUGGAGGUGGAGGUGCAGACGUCCGACUCCGUCGUCGCGUCCGGCCCGUCGUCCGGCCCGUCGUCCGGACUGGAGUUCGUGUCGUCUCCGGACGACGAUACGAUAUACAAGCUGACGGCGCAGCUGGAGCUGGUUGAAAAACAGCGGCGACAGGUGCUAGUUGAAAACGAGAAGUUGACCUGGCAGAAGGAAUCUCUGGAACAUAUAGUCGACGCAACUUCCAAAGAGAGGGAUGAGCUCAAAGAGAAAUUACAGAAUUUAGAGCUCAAACUGUCCAGUAAAGAUAGUGAUUAUGGCAGCCAGAUAAUCAGCCUGAAGUCCACCGUGCAGGACUUGCACGGGAAACUGCAGUCCGCUAACAGUGUUUCCAGCAUAUCAUCGGAUGAGCUGACCAAGCGUGAUUCCCACAUCCAGCAGUUGGAAGCGAAGGUAUCGCGGCUUCAAACUGAGCUCAAGGAGUCCCAGCUCAGGGUAUGGGACCUGGAGAAUGUUAGGCUGGAGUUCUCAAAGCACAAGUCCGAGCAGUCGGAAGCUGCGCGGCUGUACAAGGAACAGCUACAGGAGCUGCAGACCAAACUCAAGGACGCACAAAUCACUGUGUUCCAACCGGUCCGCCUGUCCCUAAGUGCCGAGCGGGACGCGUCCAGAGAUUCCGAGUCUCCGUCCCGCGAGUGCAACGGGCUUAUGGCCAACGUCAGGCUCUAUGAUCGCACGCUCAAGCAUUUGGCGGAUAUCAUGAACGCGCUUACACACGGGUUAACGGACAGCAUCGUAGGGACACUAGGACUAGUGGCGAGCCUUCAAGACUUCAAGCUGGAGAAGACUACCGUCGACCAGUUCAAAGCGAGCCUGAGCGAAGUGAAGCAACAGCUGGACAAACUACAUAACAAUUCGUUGGGUUACGUUGUACAAGUCAGGAGCACAUUGUCGAUAUUUGAAGGAAUAUUCAAAGACUACAAUGAACUUCUGAAGAAGUCGUUGACUCAACAGGAACAAAAACCCGCUACCCCCAACGUGGAGGCGUUAACCAAUGCGUUACUUGCGCGUGCCGAGGAGAUAGCGAACCUCCAGACAGAGGUCAGGAGGCUUCGCAAUGUGACGGACGACACAGAUGUGUUGAAAGCUCAGCUGGACUUGUAUAGGAGUGACUUCGACGCGGAGCGUGAAGCGAGAGAGAAGAUGGCGUGCGAGAAAGAGAACAUCAUGGUCGACCUCCGCACGGCGCAGCGCAGGAUACAGGAGCUGGUGCUGCAGGUCAGUGUAGACCUUAUGUGCUUGUGA